UCUAAAAAGUUUUAAUUUGCAGACCAAGUUUUAACAAUAUCUAAAUUUCAGUAAAAUCAAAUUUUAAGUAAAACCCGAACUUUCCAACGCCUUACUAGUUGUUAUUGGCCAUGGAUGACUUUGAUUUUAGCAGCCCGCCGCCAGAGGUGCGAACCAUUCAUACGCACACCCUGGAUGACGAGCAGCUCAAGGAUUGUGAGGCGGCCUUCGCCCUUUUCGACGACGAAAAUACCAAGGUCAUCCCUAUUAAGUACCUAAGGGAUUGCUUAAAGGCCGUGGCCCACACCCCACCGGAAAACGAGCUGCAGGACUAUAUCACCGAAAUCGACACGGAUGGAUCGGGCGAGCUGUAUCUCAGCGAUUUCCUCUGGAUCAUGUCGAAGCGGUACGAGAAUUCGACCAUCGAAGAUGAGGUUAUCCUGGCCUUCAGGGUCUUUGACAAAGAUGGAUCUGGUUUUAUACACGAGACGGAAUUCCGUCAGAUAAUGACCGACUUGGGUGAUGAGAUGGAGGAGGAUGAGAUUGAGGAAAUGAUUCGCGACGCAGACGCCAAUACGGAACUGAAAAUUGACUAUGUUCGAUUUGUAACCAUGAUGAUGGAGACGUAACACUCUCUUGAGGUGUUUUAUGGAACGAAUCUGCAGAACUGGCAAAUGGAUACUAUAAUUUUAUCAACUUGAAUGUUUUUAUGAUCCAUGAUCAUCUGGAAUGUGGACUUGAAAAUAACUUUCUUGGCGGGACCUACAUUAUCGGAUUAAGCAUUAUACUUGCCUUUAAUAAUUAUUUAAGCUUGUAAA
Drosophila suzukii is the source of this 797-nucleotide messenger RNA. Lineage: Eukaryota; Metazoa; Arthropoda; Insecta; Diptera; Drosophilidae. The record is from RefSeq and is a predicted model, not a curated record.